AUGUCUCUCCCACCGCCUACCCCAAUUCAACUUCGUAUUCCCCCAGAGAAUAUACUAUGCGGGAGUUUGCCAACGGAAAAACCGUAUCUCUACAUUCUCAAGAUGGAGGUGGAGAUUCAUUCAUGGGCGGUGUCCGGAACUGAUGGUGACCUUGAGGUUACCAUGGAAGGUACUGGAAAUAAAGAAUUUCUCUCUGUUCUUCGAGAAAUUGUUCGAAUUAACAAACCCAUUGUUCUUGCGCUUGUUGAAACGCACAUGGGAGGAGACCAUGCUGAUAGAGUUGCUACUAUUCUUGGGUAUAAUGGACAUACUCGUGUCGAUGCUCAAGGUUUUAGUGGAGGAAUAUGGGUGUAUUGGAAGCCGGAACUAGUCACAGUAGAUCCGAUUGAGCAAGCAAACCAAUAUAUCACAAUGCAAAUCACUAAGGUUGGUGAAGAACCUUGGUAUUUUUCUGCAAUAUAUACUAGCCCCGAUCCUUCAAAAAGAACGGAGCUAUGGGAUGCACCUUUGGACUUUGCUAAUAGAAACAAUAAACCUUGGUUCUUAGCGGGUGAUUUCAAUGAAACACGCUUUGGAUGGGAAAGAAAUUCUAGUUGCCCUGACACCUCUAGAAGAAGUCACAAAUUCAAUGCCUGGGUACAUGAAAAUAAUCUGAUUGAAAUUGAAUUUUCCGGCCCUGCUCACACAUGGGCUAGAGGAAAUUCAGUAGAAACAAGGAGUGCUAGACUUGAUUGUGCUCUGUGUUCGGGUGAAUGGCGUAUGCGUCUUGACAAAGCGCAAGUCAGACACUUACCUGCGUUACAAUCUGACCAUUGUCCGUUGUUUAUCUCGCCAAACGGUUUUGCUCCCUUGGAAGCAAUUAAUCGACCCUUUCGAUUUCAAGAUGCUUGGCUCACUCACGAGAAUUUUGGGGAGUUUAUUCAUAAAAAAUGGGACAAAUCAGCCCCAUUGAUGCCGCUGCUCAACUCUUUGUCAUUGGAGUUGCAAAAUUGGAACAAAGAAAUUUUCCAUAACAUCUUUCGUGAGAAGCGAUCUUUAAUAGCAAGAAUUGAUGGUGUUCAGAAGAAGCUUGCGUUUGAGAGGAACUCGGGUCUGAUCAAGUUGGAAUCGAAGCUCCGAAGAGAACUAGACACGGUACUUAAUCAAGAAGAGCUCCUUUAG
This is a messenger RNA of Chenopodium quinoa (quinoa), 1161 nucleotides long. RefSeq lists its product as uncharacterized. The record is from RefSeq and is a predicted model, not a curated record. NCBI's taxonomy places the organism in Eukaryota, Viridiplantae, Streptophyta, Magnoliopsida, Caryophyllales, Amaranthaceae. Bases 1 to 1161 code for a protein of 386 amino acids. Gene Ontology annotation, molecular function: catalytic activity. The transcript has 2 exons.